UUGAAAUUUUGAAAAAGCUCUUGCUUGAAAUUUCUACUUUCAAAUUUGGCUUGGAAGCGUGAUCUAGAGUGACUGAGUGGGAAAUCUUUACUCUGCUCCAUCAAAUAUUGAUCCAAGAUAUCUUGGAUCGGUCAACAAGACCUAUCGCUGUCAUCAAGACCUGAAGUGGAGUGGAAUCCGCUGUGAGUCCGUUCCGGUUUUUUUCUCUGUUUACACCCGUAUCUGCUGUUCUGAUUGCAUUAGGUCAUUAUCGCUUGCCGUUUUGCUUGUACAUAACCGUUUAUAGUACCUCGUGUGUUUACUGUGUUUACUGUAUUCACUCUAAUCACCAUCGGAUCAACGUCCCGAUGCCAACAGUUGCACGUAACAGUACAUGCUACGUUUGUCACUCCGAGUCGCCACCACAUGUUCGCUGUCUUUGUUGCAAGCGACAGUACCACGGGCGCUGUGCUAAACUCACACAGCCGGAGGUGGACUUCUACACUUCACAUACCAAAGCUAAGUGGGUUUGCAAUGACUGCGCAGAGUUACUUCACAGAGGCUUCAAAAACAGCCCUAUUGGCUCUCUAGAUGUGGCAGCCUUUAGAAACUUUUGCAGGGAUUUGCAAGUCUCGACGAAGUCCACAUCUAAAGGCGUCGACACUUGUGACUUGCCUUCUGGCGUUUUAGUAGCAAACGUAGGCGUUGAUACUCGUGACUUGGCAUCAGUCGACAUCUCAGUUACAUCUUCACCACAACCUCAAGGCUUCGACUGUGUUUGCCCAAGCAACCCUCUGCCUGCAGGAGCAGUCUCCGGUGAACAGGAGCUGGACGACACCAUACCUAUGAUCCUUGGCUCAUCUCCUCCACGCGACCCGCAUCCGUUUCUGAUUACAGAUGGGAGCAACACCCGAGAACUAACGGAUGACUCGCCAGCAAGUGAGCAGACCACAGGAACCAGUGUCGAAAUCCCACGGUGCAAAUGUCGCAACCCCCCCCCCAAACAAUCGAGGGACAAACACCGUGCUAAAAACUGCGCCAAGCACACUCAGUGCGCCAUGCAAUCGCAGGAGAACCCAGGUCCCCAGUUCACACAUGUUACACAGCCGAGGCCCUCACAAUGCAGCCAAGGCACCAAUACGCCUCGGAGCAGUGGCUUGCCAGAAUUCAACCGCAAAACUUUGAUACUGUUCAAUGUGGACGAGAGCGACCACCCGUCACUAUCCCACAGAGCCAGUGCCGAUCUAUCCCAAUGGCAAUCCUUGCGGCAACUCCUUGGACUGCCGCCUACCUCCUCGCCCUCUCUCUGCCGUCUACGCGCACCCCGCUCACCAGGUGACAAACGCCCAAGGCCGUUACGCGUCACUCUGGAAAGUGCUGAUGACGUCGAGGAAACGCUCUUGGCAUCGGCUUGCUUGAAUAAACUGAACACAAAGAUCCGCGCCCAGCCAGACUUUCCCUGGGUUGUGAGGGAGGCAAGAAGAGAGGCGCGUAUCAACAGCACGUGCGCCAACCACGAUAGAGCUUGCAGUAUAAUUAUACACGGAGUCCCAGAACUCCACACUGCCGACCCGGUUGAAUCAUCCCGCCACGAUGUUCAGCAGUGGUGCUAUAUUCGGUCGCAGCUUAACCUAUCAGUGGACAACUGUGGGGCGUGGUCUGUUCACCGGCUGCCGAGGCCAGCUCACCUCUCGCAGAUACAGGCGCCUAAACUGCUCAGGGUCAUUCUUUUCACUCCUGAGAUGCGCCAGACUGUACUACAACGGUGGUACGAGCUACGUGGAAACUUCCCGUACGAAGUCAGGAUGCAUCCAGACAAACCGCGGGAGGAGCGCAGGCAAAUUCAGGGACGUAAUUCCACGCCAUUCAGCCGAGCCACGCCAUCACUACCUAUUACGCGACUUGUGGAUAUACCAAAAAACGAGUAGGCGCCGGCCCCUGUGGGGUCGGCGUAAACCACACUGGAACUACCCUACCAUCUAUGCCUUCAAGCCACUGCCCGCCAGCAGUUCAUGUUAGCACGUGGAACUGCUUGUACACCAACGCUUUAUCGCUACGGAACAAGGUGUCCGAAAUCUCUUCCCUUGCGCUGGACACGCAAGCUAAAGUUAUAUGUAUAACCGAAACCUGGUUCUGCCCAGACGUUGUGGACGCCGAGGUAGCUAUCCCGGGAUACGUGCUCUUUCGAAACGAUCGUGAAAGCGGCAAAGGCGGAGGCGUAGCUGUGUAUGUAUCAGACCGCCUCACAUGCGUCCCUCUCAAAUCUCCGGAACUACUAUCUCUUCCCGAAUCCCUCUGGAUUCGCGUCCGCGGCUCUGGUUCCACCAGUCUCACCCUUGGAGUGGUUUAUCGCCCUCCCUCAGCUGCGCCAGAAUGGCUGCAGUGCUGGAACGCCGCCCUCCGAGCAGCUGCUUCAGAUUUGGGUGCCCCCUACUCGUCGCAGGUGACUUUAAUUUCCCGGAGAUAGACUUUACCUCUGGCCAAGCUCGCAGUCAGCACAGCCUUGAGUUUCUUGCCAGUGUUCUAGAACAUGGCCUAACCGAACACGUACAGCAGUACACUCGGUGGCGAGACGGUCAAAACCCGUCGAAACUCGACUUGCUGCUCACCAACGAGCCACAUCUAAUUGACAACGUUAAUUUGAGCGCCCCAGUUGGUGCAAGUGAUCAUGCAGUUAUCAGUUUUCGUGUGGUGGCGAACGUCACGCUCAACGCUAAAGCACUGCCCAUCAGGCUUAACUUUCGUCGAGCGGACUAUGACGCGAUCAAAGAUUUCCUCUCACGAGUCGACUGGUCCCUGGCAGCACAAACCCCCACAGUCGACGACCAUUGGAACUACAUCGCCGCUCACAUCCACGACGCAAUUAGGGCACACGUCCCCACAGUGCGCGCUUAUGCGCCGAAACGCCACAGGCAACUUCAGCCUGCUACGCUUAGGCUGAUCAGGGAGAAGAAGGCCCUCUGGGACAGAUUCUUACUUUUUGGCGACUCUGAUUCGCGAGCACAAUACUGUAGAGUGCGAAAUUCCUGUAUAGCAGCUGUUCGCCAGGACAGAAAAGCGUACCAGCUCUCUCUCGCUAAAAGCUUCGCCGAUAACCCCAAGGUCUUCUUUAAGCAUAUAGCGUCUCUCACUAAAUCGCGCGCUGCCGUUGGCAGCCUGCUCAGACCCGUAGGCAAUACCACAACGUCGGACAAAGAAGCUGCGGAAUUGCUGAAGACUCAGUACGAGUCCGUUUUCGGCACCUUCGCACGCAGUACAAUGGAAGGCGCUAAUUUUACCCCCAUCGCUGCCAGACAUCCCGUGCAGUUUACAUCAGAGAAAGUCCUGGAGAAAUUAAAAAAAUUAAGGACAGACAAAUCGCCGGGUUUGGAUGGGAUCCCUCCCAUUUUUCUACGUGAAUGCGCUACGGUACUGGCCGAGCCGCUUGCCUUACUGUACAGCCGCUCCUACACCAGUGCCGAAUACCCGAAUGCUUGGAAGCAAGGGGUCAUAACGCCGAUAUACAAGGGUGGUGACAGGACAAACCCCUCUAAUUAUCGUCCGAUAGCACUGCUUCCCACUGCCUCCAAAGUAAUGGAGAGUAUCAUAGACGAUUUCUUGCGCUGCCAUUUAGAAAGUCUGUCCUUAAUAGCCCCGGAACAGCACGGGUUCCGCAGGGCUCACUCGUGCACCACGAAUCUUCUCGCAGCCCUUGAUUCCUGGACUGCAGAGGCAGACA
This is a messenger RNA of Dicrocoelium dendriticum, 3697 nucleotides long. The record is from the annotation of a GenBank genome assembly. Lineage: Eukaryota; Metazoa; Platyhelminthes; Trematoda; Plagiorchiida; Dicrocoeliidae.